CCACAGACACUGAGGCCAGGUGAGAGGGCUGUGGCACCUGGGCUGUGCUGCCUGGCAGCUACCGAACUGCAGAGACCCAGAGCGAAGGUUUACUGCCUCCAACGAAGGUCAGCCUGAGGCCAGGAGUGGGUAGGGGGAGCAGGACUGGGUCAGGGACCUCCAGGCAACAAGAAGAGGAGAGCACAACCUGUCCAGUACCGGGUACCAGACGGGAUUUUGCACUCCCUCCAAAGCCUGCGGAAUUGGUUGGGAGCAAGGGCUCCAUUAGAGGGACUCUGAACUUGGGGAAGAUAUAUACUUUUUAAGGACACGAGUUUCUCUGGAACGACUCCAGACCAGGGAGACUUCCAUUUUAAGGAUACCGGGUUUGGGGAUCAAAAACGUUUAACUUUGGAGAGGAGAGCGUGUGGGACACCCUCCUAAGGCUUCCUCCAACCCCCCAUGGCGCUACCAAGCUCACAGGAUCAGGUCUGGAGCCUGGAACCUCCCACUCCCAUGGCUCCGACCUCCUCGUCCUCGGGCUCCCAGGAGCGGGAGAGAACGGGGAGCCCAGUGGUCUCCGGAGCGGUUCCCUUGGAGAAGGUGAAGCGACCCAUGAACGCGUUCAUGGUGUGGAGCUCCGCUCAGCGCCGCCAGAUGGCGCAGCAGAACCCGAAGAUGCACAAUUCGGAGAUCUCCAAGCGCCUGGGCGCGCAGUGGAAGCUGCUGGGCGAGGACGAGAAGCGGCCCUUCGUGGAAGAGGCUAAGCGGCUCCGGGCGCGGCAUUUGCGCGACUACCCCGACUAUAAGUACCGGCCUCGGCGCAAGACCAAGAGCUCCGGCGCCGGGCCGCCCCAUUUCGGACAAGGAAGCAGCAGCGUAGCUGGCGGCGGGCCAGCCUGGGGGCCCGGGUACAUGACCAACCAAGGGAGCAGAGGCUUUGGGUACCAGCCCCCAAACUACUCGACAGCCUACCUGCCUGGCGGUUACAGCUCUUCCCACUGUAAACCAGAGGCCCCCUCACCAUGCUCGCUCCCUCAGAGUAACCCCAGGAUCCAAGGGGAGCUGCUCCCCCACUAUAGCCCCUACCUACCCCCAGGCUCUCCCACUCCAUACAACCCUCCCCUUUCAGGGGCCCCCAUGCCCCUAACCCACCUCUAACCCUCAUGGACAUGGACCUCCCAGGAAGGGCUCCAUCCUCCUUUUUUACCCAGAACCCACCCCCCAUCCCAUUCUCAGGCUGCAAACUCCUCUUUAGAACUGUGAUGGACCACACAGUUCAGAGGCCUGCAGUCGCCCCCAAGAAUGCCAGGGGGAGCAACACAACACUUAAUAUUUUUUGUAGGACGAACACAGUUUUGUAUGAUUAAA
Molecule: messenger RNA, 1350 nt
Organism: Diceros bicornis minor
Lineage: Eukaryota; Metazoa; Chordata; Mammalia; Perissodactyla; Rhinocerotidae
Gene: SOX15
Product: SRY-box transcription factor 15
Exons: 2
Coding region: 442-1140 (232 amino acids)
Biological process (GO): cell differentiation; anatomical structure morphogenesis; negative regulation of transcription by RNA polymerase II
Molecular function (GO): DNA-binding transcription factor activity, RNA polymerase II-specific; RNA polymerase II cis-regulatory region sequence-specific DNA binding
Source: RefSeq, a predicted model, not a curated record